AUGAGGCCCUUGAGGGAAUUGUAUCCCAGUCCACCUCAGAUGCCCCUUGGAGAUGACCCAUAUUACUCGUACCAAAUCCCUUCGCCCGCGAACAACCAGAGGCUGGCUGCCGACACUAUCAAUGGCGACGCCGACUUUCCUCAAUUCUUGCGGAGCAUUCCCACGGACGAAGACCAUGUAUUUUCCACGAGCCUUGAGCGAGCCUCCGCUGCUCGUGUUAUUGGAGUAAUAGACGAUCUGCCCGGUGACGAAGAUUUUGUGGAUCUUUGGACUUCGCAAUUACAACACAUCAGCAAUGAAGAUUCUGCAAUGCAACCUGUUGUGGGGCAAUGCCCUGACUACAGCAAUGGCCGGGCUGAUAUCCAUGCGACUAUGAGAGCUCGAGGUCUGCUAGAUGGUUCAGAUGCCUGGAAUCACAACUCCAUUCUGGACCUUGAUUCUGCCAGUGCGCAUUUCAAGGAAGGAACCAAAAUGCUCAUGGAAAUCAUAACUUCCGGUGCCGCUGGAGACUAUCCUAUUAUCAUCUCAGCUUUCUACUUCAUGUAUCUUUACUUGACAAGGCGGGUUUAUAUGGACAGGCUGGAGAUCGAGAGGCUCAGCUGCACUGCUAUUGAUUACAUUGAGAAAUGCUCUUUCGACGGCCUUGGGAAUAUUUUAUCUCCAAAGCGUCAUUCAGCUCCUUCUGAUACGCUUGAAUGCAGGGACCUAUCAGCACCAACAACGGAACAGCGUUGCAACUCAAGCAUGGCAGCUAGAUUAAUUAUAUGGCUAUACAGUGAAGAUUCUUUUAUCGGCUUUCAUGGCUGUGGGGGCGACUUGAGCAAGCGCCUUUCGAAGAAUCCUGGCCGACUUGACAGACUUCGUCAAAUAUCAUCCGAUGCACUGAGUCUCAACUGGGGUGAGGAUUAUCCCGCAGAUGAAGUGCUAGUUGAUAUCAACCACUUUCACCCUAUCGAUAUGCUGAUUGACAUGAUAACCCUACAUCAUGAAAUCAUCGAACGCAACAACGCCUACAUGGAAAUGAGCUUCACUGAGGCAUCAAAUAAGCUUGAUUCUGAAUUUUCAAUCUUGGAAAUAAAGUACGCAUCUGUCUUCCGGCUUGCAGCUAGUACCCCUAAUGAAAAUUCGGAGAUAUGGCUAAACUCUGGCAUCUCGAUCAUUAUUUUUCACGCGCUACAAAUCUGCUGGGCACGUUGCACUGGGUCUUCGUUUGGCAGCCGAGCUUCACCCCCCACUGAACGUGCUCUUGCAUCUCUCCUAACCUUGGCUCAGCGAAUUUGUAGCAGAAGCUCACCACCGAAAUUCGAAAGAUUUCAUUGGGCACUGUUCAUUGCUGGCAUUGAAACAAAUGAUCUUUUGCACCGAGAGUGGAUAUUAGGAAAGAUUGCAGGAGUUCGUUUGAACAUGGCCAUAACGAAAGUCCUGGCCGCUAAGGACAGGAGUGGAACUAUUAGCAUGGCUACGAUCAGGAAGUUGCUUAGCGUGAGAGAACCCGUUGCGGUGCAGAAACACAACUCGAAUAGCUAUGAUACAGCUAAAGCAGCAAUCUUGAAAAAUAUUGACGACCUUGACACCGAUCUUCAAGCCAUCAAUCAUAAGAUCCACGCCAAUCCGGAACUCUGUUUCGAGGAAUUCCAAGCUCAUAAUAACCUUGCCGAUCUCCUCGAAUCCCACAACUUCACAGUUACACGCCAUGCCUACGGUAUUCCUACCGCCUUCUGUGCUGAGUUUGGUCAUGGUGGCCGCGUUCUCACCCUCUGUGCAGAGUACGAUGCGCUCCCGGGAAUAGGUCACGCCUGUGGCCACAAUCUAAUCGCUGUCUCCUCGGUUGCAUCAUUCUUCGGUAUUGCAGCUGCCCUGGCCGUCUCCUCUAUACCAGGUCGUGUGCGUCUUCUGGGAACACCAGCAGAGGAGUGCGGUGGUGGGAAAAUCAAACUGAUCAAUUCUGGGGCCUUCAAUGACGUGGAUGCAAGCAUGAUGCUCCACCCCGUGGGCAAGGGCGCAAUUCCCACCGGCACUACAGGUUUGGCCUACGGAACUUGUCUUACAGGACAAGUAUGGAAUGUAGAAUUUACUGGCAAGGCGGCUCAUGCUGGUACUGCGCCGUGGGAGGGCAUCAACGCUCUGGAUGCGGCUGCACUUGCAUAUAGUGCCGUGGGGUUACUGAGACAGCAGAUGCGGCCCGCGAAUCGAAUUGGACUUGUUAUCAAGGACGGUGGGAAGAAAAGUAAUAUCACGACGCCUCACUCUACAGUCGAAUGCAGCAUCCGGACUCAGACACUGAAGGAGGCCAAAAGUAUCAAGACGAGAGUGGAGAACUGCUUUAGAGGUGCGGCGUUGGCAACCGGAUGUGAAGUUACUUUCAAAUCUGCUAUGGACGUGUACGCAGAUCUACGCUCCAAUGAAACUCUCUGUACCGAGUUCACUUCAGCAAUGAGCGAGUUUGGGGUGCUGUAUCACAAUGAUAUCACCAAUAAAACGGCAGCCUCCUUUAGCACUGAUAUGGGCAAUGUCUCUCACGUCGUCCCUACGUUUCACGGUCUCUUCGCCAUCGCAGCCGAAAAUGGCGAAGCAAAUCACACGCCUGAGUUUACUAGAAUUGCCAUCUCAGAUGAGGCAUAUGGGAGCGCAAUUAUUGCGGCUAAGGGCAUGGCGAUAACAGGUUGGAAGUUCUUGGCUGAUGAUAUACUAGCUAAGAGUGUUCUAUCGGACUUUGAAAACGAUGUAUCAACGAGGGAGAGAGAAUAG
Messenger RNA from Penicillium expansum, 2748 nucleotides. RefSeq names its product M20 family metallopeptidase. NCBI's taxonomy places the organism in Eukaryota, Fungi, Ascomycota, Eurotiomycetes, Eurotiales, Aspergillaceae. The transcript has 7 exons. The record is from RefSeq and is a predicted model, not a curated record. Bases 1 to 2748 code for a protein of 915 amino acids. Gene Ontology annotation, molecular function: dipeptidase activity.